Molecule: messenger RNA, 1016 nt
Organism: Blastocystis hominis
Lineage: Eukaryota; Bigyra; Opalinata; Blastocystidae
Exons: 7
Coding region: 543-1016 (157 amino acids)
Cellular component (GO): Cdc73/Paf1 complex
Molecular function (GO): protein binding
Source: RefSeq, a predicted model, not a curated record
GACUACUAACUACAGCAAUGGGGGAGUAGCGACGAUUUGGAGUUCUACAUGGUUGAGCACCGGAGAUAUCGUAACGGGUUCGAUCGAUGGUUCUACUCGUAUCUGGUCACCUUCGCUGGAAACGAAAUUUGACUUGAAAUCACAGCUUAUGGGAAUUGUAAGUGUCUCUAGCAGCCCCAAAAUGCCAUAUUUUGUAACCAGUUCGAUUGAUGGCACUUUGUGUGUGCGCUCUUCGCAGAACGGGGAGGUGAUUCAGAGUUUGUCUCUCGGACCGAUGGAAGCGUGGAAAGUCUUGUGGACCUCUACAAACCAAAUCAUAACCGGUAACGGCAACGGUAUUGUCAAGAUUUGGAGCUUUACUAACAACAUAUCCUCUUUCUUUGUCCAUUUUUUCAGAGUCAAUGAGAGAACUGCGAAUCAAUUCAUUUUGAUGCAUCUUUCCUCAUUGCUAUACUUCCUCUCUUUUUUCUUAUCCUAUUUGUUUCCUUCAUCGCCACAAACUCGAAUCCCCCAAAGAAAUCCCCACCAACAAUGGCUUCAUCAUGAGCCUCGCCUGCUCCCCCGAGGGCGAUCUCCUCGCCACCGGCCACAAAGACGGCUCGCUCACGCUUCUCGACCUCUCCAAACUGCGCGUGCUGCACACUCUGCACGACCACGCGAUGCCCAUUCGCACGCUCGUUUUCUCCGCGUCCAAGCAGCUCUACGCGGGCUGCGACGACGGAAGCGUCUCGUGUCAUGACUGCAGAACGGAGAGCUUCGCGCUGGUCGAUUCGCUGCAGGGACACACAGGGUUCGUGACGGCGGUGGACAUCUCCGCUGAUGAGAAGUACUUGGUGUCCAGUUCGGCGGAUAAGAAGGUGAUUGUGUGGUCGCUGAAGGAGAGAGAGACGCCGCAGACGAUGAACUGUCAUAAUUGCAUUGUGUGGUCGGUAGCGUUCUCGCCGGACGGGUCGAAGAUCGUUUCGACGGGGGACGACGGAUCCGUGCAGAUUUAUGUUAGGAAGGAGACCGUUUAA